AUGAACAAACUCGCCCAUGGGGGCCCCUACCCUGGACGAGAGGCCGACGAGGCGGCUAUAUUCGCCCUCUGUAAAAUACAGACGGCAGCCGCUCUACCGCACACGAGGCAGCAGGUGUUGGGUGUGCCACCGAGAGCCCCGCCGGUUACAUCGCAUUUGCUUGCGGUCCCGGCGGUGGCGGCCUCGGCGGGAGUUGCGCCGCUGGUCUCGACCACUCAAGAGGUCGAUGUGCCCCCGGUUGCCCCCCUGGCCCCCGAAACACAAGAAGAGCCCGUGGCUGCGCUAGCCGUGGCCACCGAGAUGGAGGACGUCGAUCUGCCCGACGCAAAUCUGGCUGAGGCAAUUGCCGAGUCAGAGCGUCGUGACACUGACCCUGACGCUGCCCGCGCGCCCAGAAAGCGCCGGGCUAUGACCAAUGACGAUUCUGACACUCCCUCACAGACAUCUGACGCAGCGAGGCCGCGGAAGAAGGCCCCUAGGGCCUCCCGCACCUCCACCACAGAGUCUGGGACGACUAUCGCGGGCUCCUCCCGGAGUACCGCCAAGCAGAAACCGACGAAGACAACGCGGCGGUCCACUCGUCCACCUGCCGCCUCCCGGCAGCCUGACGAGGACGGUUUUGUUGCCCCACCCCGGCGGCACACUGCCAGGGCUGCUGCGCUGCAGCAACCGACCCCGCUGCCGACCGCCAACGCGUUUGCGAGCGCCAGCGUAGAUGCAUUGGACGAUGGCGCCGCGCCCCCGGCGCCUGCCCAAAAGAAGCCCUUUGCUGCCGCCACCAAGGGCGGCCCGUCAGCCUCCACCGCCCGACCUUCGGCGCAGGCGGAGGGCGAGAAGCAGCAACCGACCGCGCCGUCCACGGCUUCGCCCGUGGGGGUGGCAACCCCCGCGCCCUCGCAGAGCGCGCGAGUUGCCGCCCCGCGCAGGCGUCGUCGGCGCGCGGGCCGGGCCACACCUGCCGUUGCGCAACGGACUGCCGACAACACUCUGCCGCAGCAGAGGACGGCACCUCGUGCUGUGCCGCAACCGAGAUCGCCUGCUGAUGCUCCACAGCAGCCGUCUACUUCGGAGCGGCCGCAACAGGCCACCCCAGUGGUGGAGGCCGCCCCAGAGGCCCCCACCGCCCCCUUGGCCGCCGACGCAGCCGAGCUCCGAUCGCUCUUGCGGUCGUUGAGUCAGCUGCUCGAGCAACUCCCGAUUGUUUCAUCUCUGUUUAGAGUUUUGUUCUAG
Molecule: messenger RNA, 1230 nt
Organism: Schistocerca cancellata (South American locust)
Lineage: Eukaryota; Metazoa; Arthropoda; Insecta; Orthoptera; Acrididae
Product: proteoglycan 4-like
Exons: 3
Coding region: 1-1230 (409 amino acids)
Source: RefSeq, a predicted model, not a curated record